UGAACGCCGCAGAGAGCGCACGUCGCCAACCCGCGGAAUUACGAACGUAAACUCGAAACGAAACAUGAGGACGAAUUAUAUAAUUUUAUUUUAAAGUGUAUUUGUGUUGUGUUGUGACUUAGUGCUCUAUUAACGAUGGCGCUCUUUUUGUGUGUAUUCGCUUGUGCCGUGGCUGGGGCCCUCGGCUUCAAUGUGGACAUCCCGUCCAGGGUGGUGUACACCGGGAACUAUCAGUCCAUGUUCGGCUUCACCGUCCAGUCCCAUGUGGACGGUGAUAGAAAAAUGAUCCUAGUGGGAGCGCCAGAGGACGAGCCCUACCACGUGAACGGCGUGCGGAGGCCCGGCGCGGUGUACCGCUGCGAGCCCGGCCGGGGCUACCCGUCUGAGGACUUCGCCAACCCUCUGCAGAGCUGCAGCCUCAUGGAGUUUGAUAAGAAUAGAAAUAACAACGUGGACAGUUCUCAUCGGCAGAUUGACCAGAAGUCCAACCAGUGGUUUGGUGCAACUCUUACCAGCACUGGAAGAAAUGGACCCAUUGUGGCCUGUGCUCCCCGCUACGUAUCGUUCGUGACAGCCAAGCUGAACCAGCGGGAUCCCGUGGGAUCCUGCUUCGUUGCCAAAACACCUGAUGCUGUUGAUGUUAAUGAGUUCUCUCCUUGUCGAAACUGGUUCCGCACGCAGGACGAUGCAAGUCAUGGUCAACGUAAGACCGGAGUGUGCCAAGCUGGUUUUUCAGCGGCUGUAUCAAAGGAUGGACAAAGGCUUUUUAUGGGAGCACCUGGUAGUUUUUACUGGCAAGGGAGAACGUUAUCGAUAGAUCCUAGUGCAAGGUUCAACUACUAUAUGCCGAAGGAAGGUCAACUUAAAGUGCAGACGCUUAAUCAAAGACCAGUACUUAUAUCGACGCCUGAAGCCAGCCCGAAGUAUGAUGACUCGUACAUGGGAUACUCUGUGACUGUUGGUGACUUUGCUGGUCAGGGCAUUCAAGGAGUGGCAGUCGGUGUUCCCAGAGGAUCGGAAUUAAGAGGCUUGGUCGUACUUUACACCUGGGAACUCCAGAACAUAAAAAACAUCAGUGGCUCUCAAAUCGGUGCUUACUUCGGGUACAGCUUGGCGAGUGGUGACAUCGACGGUGAUGGAGCUGAUGAUAUCAUUGUUGGGGCUCCAAUGUUCACCAAGCCUAAGAGCGAUGGUUAUGAACAUGGCAGGGUUUACGUUAUUUAUCAAGGGAAAAAUAGGUCAUUUUCGAAGAACCACGCGAGAACUGGAGAAGUAUCACGGGGCAGAUUUGGUCUCGCAGUCACUUCACUUGGCGACAUCAAUUACGAUGGUUUUGGAGACAUAGCAGUAGGAGCACCUUACGGUGGUGAAAACGGCCGUGGAGUGGUAUACAUCUAUCAUGGUAGUGAAAUAGGUAUUGGAGAGAAGUACUCCCAAGCGAUCACCGCUGAAGAGAUCAGCCCAACCCUUACGACCUUCGGUUUCUCAUUGUCUGGUGGAGUGGAUCUGGACAAUAAUAACUAUACUGAUUUGGCUGUUGGUGCUUAUAAAUCGGACAGUGUUGUAUUCUUGAAAUCCCGUCCAGUAGUAAAAGUAAUGGCUGACGUGAAGUUCAUGGGGGAAAGCAAGUUAAUCUCCCUAACUGACAAGCGCUGUCGGCUCGCGAACGGCACGCAGGUUGCGUGUGCGCAGCUUAUGUUCUGUUUAACUUAUAAUGGGGUCAAUGUGGACCAGCAGAUCAAUUUCGAAGUAACUUUAGACCUGGAUUCCCGCCAAAAGACAAGCAAGCGGAUGUUCCUGAUGGAGAGCAGACAGACAGUUUACAAGACGCACAUUUUGUUGACUCAGGGACAACAGGAGUGCAAGGAAGCUAUGGUUUAUUUGGACGAAGAAAUCCGCGACAAGCUCACCCCCCUCGAAGUGCGUCUAACCUACGCCCUUAUCCAACCCUCUGGGGGUUCAGUUCCCCCCGUACUAGACAACACGCACGUGUCUGCGGCUGACGCGUUGCACAUACAGAAGAACUGUGGACCUGAUAAUGUUUGUGUACCGGAUCUGCGUAUGGCUGUUACUACGCCAAUAGUGAACUACGUGCUAGGCUCGGGCUCUGACGUGUACAUCGACGUGCGUGUGGACAACGCGGCUGAGGACGCGUUUGAGGCCGCGUACUACUUGCGUCUGCCGCCCGGCGUUACUUACGCUAGGAUGGAGAGAUUGGAUACCAAGUCAGAUGCGGACACACAACCAAUCUACUGCUCGAUAAAGAACAAGGACAACGAUGGCAACACCACGCUCAAAUGUGAUCUCGGCAACCCCAUGGCUACUGGGCAGAGUGCAAAUUUCCGCAUUAUCAUGGAAGUGGAUUCCCACGUGACGUCACUGAACUUCGACAUGGAGACCAACUCCACCAACCCUGAGCAGGGCACGGACUUCGACAACGUGCGACAUCUGCCCAUAGGCGUAGUGAUUAAAGCUGAGCUCUCUAUUAUUGGGACAUCAGAUCCUCCAGAACUCCAUUACAACGCGUCGCUAUACGAUUCUCAAGAUCUAAAAGACGAUACGAAACUUGGACCUCAAGUGAUUCACAAAUACAAUAUUAAAAACGAAGGACCCUUCACUGUAGACGAGGCGGAAAUAUACAUCAUGUGGCCCUACCAGACCCUUACUGGGGAGAACCUGGUGUACAUGCUAGUGCAGCCGCAGUGGGUGGGCGCGCUGCAGUGCGACGCGGCGCGGCACGUCAACCCGCACAACCUGUUCGUGCAGAACCCAUACGCCUUCCUGCUGGCCAAGGAGAAGGACGCUAUGAUGAACAGUGACUUAUAUUCGGCUGCUCAAGUCGGUGGUGCUGGAACCUACUAUGGACAAAAAUACUGGGAAGAAAAUUAUUCUGGUGACAUAAGUGGAUCUCAAGCAGGCAGUGCUCAAGCUGGUGGAGCUCAAUAUGGAACAGCCGGUGGUCAAUUUUCGAACCAAGGACAUUCCAGUCAAACUGGUCAAUACGGUCAAUCUGGUCAAAGUGGUGCUCAAUUUAGUCAGAGCGGUGGCCACGUUAGUCAGGGAGGCGCUAAAUUCAGUCAAAGUGGCAGUCAGUUUAGUCAGAGUGGUGGCCAAGUUAGUCAAAGUGGUCAAGUUCACGGCAGUCAAUUCAGCCAAGGUGGAAUGUCUAGUGGUCACGCUGGUGGUAGCUCUGGUGCAGUUGGCGGUCAAGGAGGAAUACACACAUACAACCGUACCUGGACGAGUGAAGAUAACUUGAGCGUCGAAGAGCGGGAAGCACUUAGAAAGAACUUGGAAGUACUAGCCAAAAAUCCCAAUUACCAAACUGGCCGUGGUUUCCAAGGAUCGCAAAGUGAAAGACACUUUUAUCAAGGCCAGGGACAGGGACAGAGUCAAGGCCAGGGUAAUUACGGAAGCGUGAACUACGGACAAGCACAAGGAGGUUACCAAAGCCAGGGUAAUUACCAGGGCCAAGGUGGAUAUGGACAGAAAGUUUACGUAUCUGGUGGUCAAGGAUUUGAAGGCGGUUAUGACAAGGAUGGUCGUAUUGUGCGGGUGAAGAAUCGUACUGUGAUCUAUGAUUCGAACCACAACAUCAUAUCGCAGACGGAGACGAGCACGGAGUACGGAUCGCUGGGCCAUGAGGGUGAAGCUGGUAGCUCGUUUAAUACCUACCUCAACAACCAAGGAAGUAACUCUGGUUCCUCGCAAGGCUUCAUCCACGGCUCGUGGGCGACCACUGAAACUGUCAACCCCAAUAUCAUGAACGUCGGCUCUGCUUCAUUUGGAGGUGGCUCUGACGUCACAGUAGUAGGAGACGAAGAUGAAGACAGACUCGAAGGAUUCGGCGCGUACGCAGCUCAGAACUCCAACAACGAAUUCAAAGUUGGCAUGGCUGAUGUCACUGGUGCUGUUAACUCUGGACAAAGACAAGGCUUCCAAAGUGGAAGUGGGUACCAAAGUGGUACAAGAUACCAAAGUGGUAUUGCCCAAAGUGGGGCUCAAAGUGGUGUUCAAAGUGGUGGAUUCCAAAGUGGAGGUUAUCAAGGAAGCAUGGGCGGUGGUGCUUACGGAACAAGCGGAGGAUACUCGUAUUCUUCAAGAUCAGGUGGCCAUUCUUACUCCCGAUCAGGCGGUGGUUUUAGCUCAUCGUCUGAACAACGACACGAAAGCACGAGACGUCGACGACAAGAUGAGGUGGACCCGUCCCUAAUGGAGAUGCUGCGUCGCUGCGAGGAGAAGUACAAGUGCGAGGUGGUGCGCUGCCGCACGGGCCGACUGCUCAAGGGGCAGGAGGUGUGGCUCGCGUUGAGAGCCAGGAUUAAUGCCACUGUGCUCAAUGAGAUAUCCGCGGAACACGCAGUAAAGCUAUCCACGUUAGCCGCCGCUCGUGUAUCCCGUCUCGCCCUAGCGGGUGCGGGCAAGCGGGAAUGGCGUUCAGCAGAAGCGCACACACAAGUGUCGCCGCGGUUGGAGCGCGCGGGCGGCGCCGUGCCGCUGUGGGUCAUCGUGCUCGCUGCGGUGUUGGGGGCGCUGCUGCUGCUGCUGCUCGUGCUGGCGCUGUACAAGUGCGGCUUCUUCAAACGCAACCGUCCGUCCGACCACGCUGAGCGCCAACCCUUGAACGGUCGCGACGAACACCUUUGAUAUCCGACCACCGACCUCGGCCUCGCUACCGACGCCACUACCGACACUCGCGACACUACCGACACACAUGACACUACCGACACCAACUCCUCUGUCUCCGACCGACACGCUUCAUACAGUUCGUCCACUGACGCGGCGAGUGACGUCACAAGCCACGACACUACCAGCAUGGAUCGCUACUGACAAAAACCAAUUAUUAUCAAAUUCUAAGUGUAUGCAGUGUUAAAAGUACUGUGAAACGAUUUGUGAAAGUAAUAAAGAACUUAGUAGUGGUAGUGUUUGCUUUUAAAAAAAUUGGAUUCGUCAAUUUUUACACAGAGCUAAGUAUGUGUAGACGUCGCACAAUUAUAUUUUCGAUCACCUGUGUCGGUGUGUGUUUGUACAAUAAUUCGAAUAGGUAAUGUAUAUAAUAAUUAUAAUUACAAAAAAAAUCCUUAAAUAUUUUUAUUUUAAAAAUAUUUCAAGGGACGAUAAAUAUUUAAAAAUUAUACUAACUUAACUAGUCACGAAUAGAUGAUCACGCGGUAUCCACGUGGGUCCGGCAUGUGUUGAAUUAUGUGAUCUAUGUUGUAAUGUUUAGGUGUAUUUUUGCUUGAUGCCGGAUUUUGAAUGACGUUUUUUUAAAUAAAUUAUUUAAAACGAACUCUAUAUUAAAAUAAAUGAGGUGUUUUCAUUGCAUGUUGAUAAUGGGAUAUAAUUAAAUUAAUUAAUAUAUAAAUAUAUAUUAAACAUAUUUUUCCAAACAGGGUUUCAAUUUUAUUUUUGAAAUCGAGCGCAUAUGAAAUAUGCAAACUAUCGCUUUCUCUCUCUAACAUAUUGACACGAUGCCUUGAAAGAGCGAGAUGGGUACUGAGCUAUAACUUCUAUUAACACUAUUAUCAUCAAGCAAUGAAACAAUUAGUUUUCUAAUUAUAUUUGUAUACUAAUAGAAACAUUGGUUUAAAAUUAACUUUUUGGAAGGAAUUUUAAUUAAAUUUUUAUUUUUUAUCGUUGGCUCUACAAAAAUAUUUUUAAAGUGAUUUACUA
Colias croceus (clouded yellow) is the source of this 5673-nucleotide messenger RNA. RefSeq names its product integrin alpha-PS2 (gene if). Lineage: Eukaryota; Metazoa; Arthropoda; Insecta; Lepidoptera; Pieridae. Gene Ontology annotation, cellular component: external side of plasma membrane; integrin complex. The coding region runs from base 136 to 4647 and encodes 1503 amino acids. The transcript has 28 exons. Gene Ontology annotation, molecular function: integrin binding. Gene Ontology annotation, biological process: cell-matrix adhesion; integrin-mediated signaling pathway; cell adhesion mediated by integrin. The record is from RefSeq and is a predicted model, not a curated record.